UUUAUUAAAAAAAAAAAGAUAAUUUAGAUAGUAAAUGGGUGAAAAGCCUCAAAGCGAUUGUGAAAAAAGACGACAGAUUUCUGUUGGCAGAAUUCCAACUUUAGAAACAGUAAAGCAUAUAAAACAAGCAUUUAAUCGUCAUAUUCAUUACACUGUUGUAAAAGACAGAAAUGUUGCUAAUAAUUUUGAUUACUACCAAGCUCUUGUACAUACUGUAAGAGAUCAACUUUGUAGCAGAUGGAUCAAGACACAACAAGAAUACUAUAAACAAGACCCAAAGCGUGUCUAUUACUUGUCUCUUGAAUACUAUCUUGGAAGAAGUUUAACAAACAUGAUGACCAAUUUAGGGAUAUUUAAUGAAUGUGAUGAAGCUAUGUAUCAGCUUGGUUUGGAAUUAGAAGAACUAGAAAAUCAAGAAGAAGAUGCUGGCUUGGGAAAUGGUGGUCUUGGGAGGUUGGCAGCAUGCUUUAUGGAUUCAAUGGCAACACUAGGAAUACCUGCUUAUGGAUACGGAUUAAGAUAUGAUUAUGGUUUAUUUAAGCAAAAGAUUUCUCAUGGAGAACAGAUUGAAAUUCCUGAUGAUUGGUUACGAUUUGGUAAUCAUUGGGAACAUUCGCGUGCUGAAUAUUCUCUUCCUGUUCAUUUUUAUGGUAAAGUAAGUUGUGAUAAAGAUGGUUUUCAAUACACUUGGCAUGACACUAAAGUUGUCAAUGCUAUUGCUUAUGAUAUACCAGUGCCUGGGUACGGAAAGGAUACAGUUUGUAACACAAUGCGGUUUUGGUCUGCAAAGUCGUCAAAAGAUUUUGAUUUGAAUUACUUUCAAAAAGGAGAUUAUAUUGCUGCUGUCCUAGACAGAAAUGAAGCAGAAAAUAUAACAAGAGUUUUAUAUCCUAAUGACAAUAUGUUUGAAGGAAAAGAAUUAAGGUUAAAACAAGAAUACUUGAUGGUUUCAGCAACGCUACAGGAUAUCAUUCGUCGCUUUAAAAGAGCAGAGUGUGUUCAUGCCUCAGAAAUGAAUUAUGAUAUAUCUAUGUUUCCUGAUAAAGUAGCUAUUCAACUUAAUGACACUCAUCCUUCUUUUGCUGUCCCUGAACUAAUGCGAAUUUUUUUGGAUGAAGAGAAACUUCCUUGGGAUACAGCUUGGGAUUUAUGUGUGAGAACAUUUGGCUACACAAAUCACACAGUGCUUCCAGAAGCUUUAGAAAGAUGGCCAGUUGAUCUCAUAGAAAAACUACUUCCUCGCCAUCUCAUUAUUAUCUAUGCUAUAAAUCAUAAUUUUCUAGAAAGUGUGAAAAAGCGUUUUCCUGGUGAUAUUGAUCGUCUAAGAAGAAUGUCUUUGGUUGAGGAAGAUCAUUCUCGUAAAAUAAAUAUGGCUCAUUUAGCUAUUGUUGGAUCGCAUGUCAUUAAUGGUGUUGCAGCAAUGCAUUCAGAGAUUUUAAAAAAGAAUAUUUUCAAAGAUUUUUAUGAGAUGUAUCCAGAGAAGUUUCAAAACAAAACUAAUGGUAUUACACCUCGUCGGUGGUUGCUUCUUUGUAAUCCAGCUUUAUCUGAUGUUAUUACUGAGAGGUUUGGUGAAAGCUGGAUUACAGACCUAUAUCAAUUGAAAGUCAUGAAUAAGCUUAACACAGACAUACAGCUUAUGAAAGAUUUUGAGCGAGUAAAGCAGGAAAAUAAAAUUGCAUUGGCUACCAUGAUUUUGACUCAGUUUGGCAUUAAAGUCAAUGUCAACUCAAUUUUUGAUGUGCAAGUUAAACGUAUACAUGAAUAUAAGCGUCAACUACUCAAUGUUCUCCACAUUAUUACUUUGUAUAACAGAUUGAAGGAUAAUCCUAAUGCGGAUUUUGUGCCCAGAACAAUCAUGAUUGGUGGAAAAGCAGCCCCAGGUUACUACAUGGCAAAGUUAAUAAUUAAGUUGAUCCUUGCAGUUGCAAAAGUUGUAAACUGUGACCCUGAAAUCGAUGAUAAGUUAAAAGUGGUUUUUCUGGAAAACUAUAGAGUUUCAAUGGCUGAGAAAAUCAUACCAGGCACAGAUCUUUCUGAGCAGAUAUCAACCGCAGGUACUGAAGCCAGUGGAACAGGAAAUAUGAAGUUUAUGUUAAAUGGAGCACUAACUAUAGGAACACUUGAUGGAGCAAAUGUUGAAAUGGCUGAGGAAAUGGGUUAUGAAAAUAUAUUUAUAUUUGGAAUGACAGUUGAUCAAGUUGAAGAAGCACAAAAGUCAGGUUAUAGGCCAUUCACUUAUUAUGAAAACAAUUGGGAGCUUAAAAGGUGCAUUGAUCAAAUUAGUGGAUCAUUAUUUGCUCCAAGUGGAACCUUUCAGCAUAUUGUUGAUGAACUGCUUCAUAGAGACAGAUUUUUCCUGUUAAAAGAUUAUGAAUCUUAUGUUGCUUGUCAAGACACAAUAUCUCAAGUAUACAGGGAUCGCGCUAUGUGGUUAAAAAUGUGUAUUAGUAAUGUGGCGAAUUCCGGAAAGUUUUCCAGCGACCGUUCGAUUAUGGAAUAUGCAAGAGAUAUAUGGCAUGCUGUCCCGGUUAAGCUCCCUAGCACAAACGGCAACUUCAAAGAUGAAUAAAAAUUUAUGGAGCAGUCCUUCUUCUUAUCCAUUUAUCUUUAACUUCUUUUUCUUUUAAACGAUUUAUUAUAAAAUAAAAAUAUAUAUUUACGCAACAAAAUCUUAAAGUUUAUUAUAUUAAAAAAAUAUAUUAUUUUUGAGAAAAUUUGUAAUAUAUGAUAAAAAUAACAAUUAAAAUUUUGUGUUUAAUUCUUUAUAUUUAUACUUUUAUAGUUUUUUUUUUGUUUUGAUAUUUUUAUUAUUGAAAAUUAAAGUAUAUUUGUAACAAUAAUAUUGUAUAUAGCUUAUUUGUGGCAAUAUUAUAGUAAAUUUAUACAAAUAAAA
This is a messenger RNA of Hydra vulgaris (swiftwater hydra), 2896 nucleotides long. RefSeq names its product glycogen phosphorylase. Gene Ontology annotation, molecular function: glycogen phosphorylase activity; pyridoxal phosphate binding. The record is from RefSeq and is a predicted model, not a curated record. Gene Ontology annotation, cellular component: cytoplasm. Gene Ontology annotation, biological process: glycogen catabolic process. NCBI's taxonomy places the organism in Eukaryota, Metazoa, Cnidaria, Hydrozoa, Anthoathecata, Hydridae.